AAAUAACAUAUAUGUGUGUGUGCGUGUCAGCUUUUAUUCUUGGUCCAAAGAACUUCCAACACUAGUUUAUAUAUAAGAAAUGCAUCCGAUGCAGAAUCAACAACACUACUCUCCAACUCCACAACCCAAAAUCCCAAAGAAAAGAAGAAGAAAAAGCUCUAUGAAUACUUCUUGUAUCCCAGUGAUUGACAUUAAAGACUUUCCAGGACAAUCUGAAAAACUGAUAGCAGCAUGUGAGGAGUGGGGAUGUUUCAGAAUUAUCAACCACAAAAUUCCAUUGUCGUUGAUGUCAGAAAUGAAGGCAGUGGGUGAAUCUCUUCUGAGCCUCCCUAUGGAAAUCAAACGAAAGACUUUUGAUGGUGUUGUUGGCAAAGGUUACAUACCACCUUCGGAAAUCAACCCUCUUUAUGAGAGCUUGGGUGUAUAUGACAUCGCUUUAGCUGAGGUUUUCCACUCUUUUUGUGAUCGUCUAAAUGUCUCUACUCACCAAAGGGAGACAAUACUGAGAUACUUCAAGGCAGUAGAGGAGUUGGCCAGGUAUAUCGGUGGCAAGUUGGUUGAAGCAUUGGGGUUGGACAUCCCUGAGUUUAUGCAAGGAUGGCCCUGCCAAUUUCGACUUCUCAAAUAUCAUUUUACUCCUGAGAGUGUAGGAUCCAAUGGUGCCAGGAUGCACUCAGACUUGUCAUAUCUUACUAUACUCCAGGAUGAUGAAAGUGUUGGUGGUCUAGAACUCGUAGACAAGCAGUCUGGUGAAAUAAUAGAUGUUGAACCCUCCCCGCCAGGUACCCUUCUUGUCGUUCUUGGAGAUAUUGCUAAGGUAUGAAACUUGUUUUUCCUUGGAUACAUAUUACAAUAAUUCGUCCUUGUCUUCCUUAUGAAAAAGUACUUCUUAUAUAUCAAAGGCCUGGAGCAAUGGAAGGUUUUAUAAUGUGAAGCACCGAGUACAAAACAAGGAAGGGAAACCACGUGUAUCAGUCGUUGCGUUCUUCUUAGGACCAAAGGAGGCGAAAGUGGAAGCACCAUUAGAAUUAGUGGGAUCUGACCUCCCUCGUGCCUAUGUUCCUUUUGAUGUUGAAGAAUAUAGAAUGGUUCGGCUCUCCACAAGGUCAUCGACUGGGGAAGCUCUUGAGCACUUCCGCACCACCAGCUCUAUCAAAAUAUAGCAGUACAAACCCUUGGAGGGGCAUAGAGACAACAUGGAUAUGCUAAUAUAAUUUCAAUCAGACCAGUCUUCUUCUGUGUGUAUGAGUGCGCCUGCAAACACCUAUGUGUGGUUUUUUAACCUUUUCUAUCACUUAGGGUGGGGGGUGUUUGGGUUUCGUUGUCUUGAAUAAAGAAACACUUGGAUGAUCGAAUCAUAAAACAAGUCCCUUGCUUUGUAGUGUGCUUGAGUACUCUAAAUUCUUGUUUUAUCAAUGACAAUUGACAUUGAAUUUCAUAAAAUUAACAUUCAAUUUCAUGAAUUUUACAUUUGAUUUCAUGAUAUUAACACUAUUUUAAUCAAUUUAAUACUGAA
This is a messenger RNA of Ilex paraguariensis (yerba mate), 1516 nucleotides long. NCBI's taxonomy places the organism in Eukaryota, Viridiplantae, Streptophyta, Magnoliopsida, Aquifoliales, Aquifoliaceae. The record is from the annotation of a GenBank genome assembly.